AUGUUCACUUCACUCAUUUUUGUCCCCUCAAAGGCGAAAAAACGCACUCAAAAACAACCGCGUAACUGCAUAACACACCGAUCGGAGAUGCAGUUCCAAAUCCUCCUUCUCCUCCUGUUUACUGCCGGACUCAGCUCCGCCGAAGAAGACUCGGCGGUGAUAGCGGAUAACCCGCAGCUGGCCUUUCCGCCGAACUUGGAAACCGGCGCCGACACUCUCCCCAAGUUCCUCGUGGACAUCUAUAACUGCUGGAAUUCUCUCGGAGCCAACCACAACCGCGCUUCAUGUUUGCCCGUUAGGAACCAGGCGGCCAAUCUCGACGACGUAAACGAAGUCCGAACCAUAAAGGGAACAGGCAAACGAACUGCUUCUGGGGUUCUCAGCCACACUCCCCAUCACCAGUCUUCCCUCACCUAUCACUUCAACAUGAGUCUCAGGCACAUCAAUGAAGACACGAUCAGAUAUGCCUACAUCCGCAUCCCAAAACAAGCUGAAACCCUCAAGAAACGAUGCAACGGCCCCAUUUCCUUACAGCUUCUUAUGAGAGCUCACUCAAAUGAAAGCGCCGACACACCACGCAACAUUUUCACCCUCCUUUCAAGCACACAGCUGACACAGGGUGACAUCGGUCGGAUCGUUCCAUGUUGAAUUCAGCGAUAUCACACAGCAGUUUAAGCAGUGGCAGGCAGAGUCAACAAGACAGAGCCAUCUCAGGCUCGUAAUCCGUUCAUCCUGCCAUCAUUCGCUUGCCCUAGAGGAUCUUGGUUUCAGACCAAACACGAGUGCUUUCAUUGUGGUCUUUUCCAAAAGUGAUGGUUCAGAGGAGACACUCACCAAACCAAGACUAGCAAUUGCAUCUCGGCGUACGAGAAGCACCCAGGAUGGGAGCAACAUGAGGGAAGAGGAUGGUGACAACGAAAGGGAUGCAGAUUCCAGCUCAGGAGAUGAACCAGCUAACGAUCCUCAACCCUGCCAACUCCAUUCAUACAAUGUUUCAUUUGAAGACCUGGGCUUGGGCGAUUUUAUAUGGUAUCCUCGAGAAUUUGAACUCAAUUUAUGUGCUGGAGAUUGCACAUAUCCACUGCUUUUUCCCCUUGGAGUGACCUGGCAUGCAUACAUACAGAACCUUGCAUCACUCCGGGGACUCGAUGAUAUCCCACCUCCUUGCUGUGUCCCUCUACAGUUGGGACCUGUUAGCGUCAUAUACGAAAAUGAGGAGGGGGGUUUUAUUUUGGCUAUGUUGCACGACAUGACAGCAAGGUCUUGUGCAUGUAAGUAACUUUCUCUUAGCAUAAUAGUGCCACUUUUGUCGAACAGGAACAUUUAGUUGACAGGAACAUGUGGUUAUUAAUGUAGUUAACAGGUACUGCAGUGUUUGAUCCUAUUACUUCACCUCUAUAUAAUAUCUUGAUUGUUUGCAUUUGAGUAAUGAGUGAGCAAUGUCUACAUGUAACUACACUGUUCUGAGAGUUUCAAUGUCCUAUUCCUUAACAAAAGACACUUGGCUUUCAAAAGUAUUAUAGUGUAGCUCAUAUUGACCGCCUCAAUGAAGUCGAACAUCACCAUCCUCCAGUGUAUAUUGGUAGCCACAAUAA
Molecule: messenger RNA, 1595 nt
Organism: Geodia barretti
Lineage: Eukaryota; Metazoa; Porifera; Demospongiae; Tetractinellida; Geodiidae
Source: the annotation of a GenBank genome assembly